Molecule: messenger RNA, 3171 nt
Organism: Drosophila virilis
Lineage: Eukaryota; Metazoa; Arthropoda; Insecta; Diptera; Drosophilidae
Source: RefSeq, a predicted model, not a curated record
CGAUUCGGUUUUUUUUAGGCAGAUUAGUCAGAAUUAAUGUCAGAAAUAUUAUUAAUGUCUUGUGUUUGUGAAAUUCGCAGUUGAUAAUUGUCUUGUUUUGCUUGUAGUUUAUUUUCACACAAAAUUCGGAGUAAAUGUUGAGCCCUACGUAGACAAUUCGUCUACUGAUUCCUGUCCUAUAAAUGGAGCGACAUGAGUGCCACCUACGAGAACUAUGUUUAUUACAAGAAAGCGCGCCGAAGGUUUUCCAUUAAGACCUAUAUACUUUUGUUUGUCUGGCAGAUUUUAGCCAUUUUGCAGUGGGCCGUCGUUUGUCUCAUAGAUGAAAUACGGGACUUCUUCAUUGAGUACUAUUAUAUCUGCUUUGUGGCAUUUAUUUUGGCAGUUCUCCUGUUUGGUAUUUUCAUAUUCGUUGAGAAGCUGCGUUACAUCCCGGUAUUGAAUUUUAUAAUCUGCUUAAUAAUUGUCGAGCUGCAAAUUAUAGCGCUGUUUGCCUUAGUCGCUCGCACUUACUGGAUGGAUCUAAUAAUAUUCUUUGUUAUAUGUUUUGUGCUUCUUUGGCUGUUUAUACUGAUUGGUUCGGUACUUCCGAGGAAGCUUGACCUGACCUUAGAUGUGGCCAUAUUAUUCAUUGUUGGCUUUCUGUUCCUAGCUAUUGCCAUCUAUUUUUUGAUGUAUCGAUUCUUGGUACACCAAGUGGAGAUACAUUCAUACAUAGUCUUCGAAGUCGCUGUGACCAUAAUUAUUCUGUUUUUUGUGAUGUACCAUGCGCAGACUAUCAACGGCGGUCGAUUCGCCGAGAUGCGUCUGAACGACGCCUUACUGGGAUCGCUAAUUCUUUUCCACGACUUCCUUAUUAUAUAUUGGUUAACUUUCUACUGGCAAAUCCUAGAGAGACCUUUCACGCCCGACGAUUGGGAAUAUUUUUCCACAAUGACCGAUACGUCCUCAACAGCCAGCACUACUCCUAAAGACUAUAAAGAUAAAGGGGAUGCUAAUAAAGUACAAGGCCAGCGUCAUCUAGACGACGACCAAGAUGAUAACGAAGAUGAAGUCGAAGAUAAGGACGCAGACGACGGCCAAGAGGAUGAUAAAGAAGAAGACGUUAAGAAAGUUAAAAGUCGAGGCCGAGAUCGUGAUCAAGAGCAAGAGGAGGACGCAGAAGAGGAUGAAGCGCCGAACGCAAAUAGAAGAAGAAAACCAAGCUACAACACGGGUGGGGACGAUGAUAGAGGAACUGGUUCCAAGAGAGGCCCUAGUAAAGCGUCCAGGAGAAGGUUGUAUUCACCUAAAAACCCCAAGCUAAACGCACGAGAAAACCCGGAUGCAGGUUCUGAUGCCGACGCGAGCAGCGGCCAUGUUGCUGGCGUAGUUAGUGGGGACAAGGCAGAUGGGGCUGCUGGUGGGGUGGUGGACAACGAACCUAAAAGCGCCAGAAUUAAUGCUGUGGGAGACAAAUUAGCUGUCGAUGACGCCAGAUCCUCCAGUGUAACUACAGUAGAAGGCGCAGAGCCCGGUGCAGCGGCAGAUGAAGAUGGAGCGCUGUCUGUUGGAGCCUCUGCCGAAGAAUCCAAAGCAAAUGAUGGAGCAGUUGAAGAUGCUGAAAGAUUGAAUGUAGAUUUAGCAAGCGGCGCAGCUGAACACGGGCAACACGCAGAAGCUGCUAACGAUGCUAGCGGCGCAGGCGCGGGCGCAGGCGCAGAUGCUGAUGGGGGUGCCAAUAUGGGUGGGGAUGAACAAGAGGGCAUAGUAAGCGCUGGAGUGGACGGUGCAGCCGGAGAAGACAAUUCAGAUAGAAAGGAUUCUGUUGAUCCGCUGGGAAGAGACCAGUACUCAGGGAAUAUUAGCGCUGGAAAUGAUCCCGGUGGUGCCGCCGGUGGUGACGUUGGAGGUGACGUUGGAAGUAUCGUUGCUGGUGACGAUGCAGGUGACGUUAGAGAUGUCAGUGGAGCCGCCUAUGGUGCCACCGAUGGUGUCGCCGGGGGUAAUGCCGGUGGUGACGUUGGAGGUGACGCUGGAAGUGACGUUGGUGGUGAUGUUGGAGGUGACGUUGGAGAAAACGUUGGAAAUGUCGUUGGUGGUGACGUAAGAAGUGAUGUUGGAGGAGACCUUAGAGAUAUCAGUGGUGCCACCGGUGGUGCCGCCGGGGGGAAAACCGAUGGUGACGUUGCAGAUGAGGCUAGAAGAGACGUUGGUGGUGAUGUUGGAGCUGACGUCGGAGGAGACAUUGGAAAUGUCGUUGGUGGUGACGUUGGAGGAGACGUUAGAGAUCUCAGUGUUGCCACCGCUGGUGCUACCGAUGCUGCCGCCGGGGGUAAUGCCGGUGGUGAUUUUGGAAAUGACGUUGGAGAUGCCGUUGAAAGAGUCGUUGGUGGUGAUGUUGGAGGAGACGUUAGAGAUGUCAGUAAUGCCACCGAUGCUGCCGCCGGGGGUAACACCGGUGGUGAGUUUGGAAAUGACAUCGGAGGUGACACUGGUGGUAACGCAGUUGUUGGUGGUGAUCAACCUGUUGGUGGUGACCCAGUUGUCGGUGCUGCGGACCCCGUAGGUGGCGCUGGCUCAGGCGCAAGUGAAAUUGAGGACACAGGUAGUCAUGGUGGUAGAGUUAUUGAAGGUGAGGUUGGAGCAAAUGCAGUAACAGAAACAGGAGUCAAUCCAGACAUAUAUAUAAGGCCAGAAGAAACCGGCAGUGCAGGCGCAGAUGGAGACACUGGGAGCUAUGUAAAUAACGCUGCUGGCGCAGAUACGAACGAACCUGCCAAUGGUCAUGUAGAUGGCCCUGAUGGAAACCCUGAGUACACUGGUAAAGAGGCAGAUGGAGUGGGCGAUGAAGGUAUCAAUGCUGGUGGCUCUGAUGGAGACUUCAACGGAAGAGCCGAGCGAAGAGGAAAGCGUAAGAUCUGAAGAAGGAGAUGAAGCAGUUGAAGUGCAGAUGGAAGCUGCCGCAGGCUCGAUUUGGAAGUGCAAGUGUUUUGGAUGGCAAUGUGAAUAUCUCGACUAUAAGAGCUUAAGAUCCUGAUACCGUUAAAUAAUAUCUAAUUCUACUUGAGGGCUACGAAUUUACCCUUCAAGCAUACACUGUACAUACAGAAAGCCAAUAAACAGAUAUUUGUGAUUGUCAGUUUACACAUACAACAUAUCAAUAUUAAUAACUAAUAAUAUUUACGCUUA